CUAAACGCCCCAGAAAUAGUAUUUACACUGCUACUACUACAAAGCAAACUCACAUACCCAUGGGUCUUACAAUAUCUUCCCUUUUCACGUCGUUGUCGUCGCUGAUACGAUGGAGCAAAGACCAAGAUGUCCGUAUACUCAUGCUCGGCCUCGACUCGGCUGGCAAGACGACAAUCCUGUACCGAUUACAGAUUGGAGAAGUGGUUUCUACGAUCCCGACAAUCGGCUUCAAUGUAGAGACCGUUCAGUAUAAAAAUAUUAAGUUCCAAGUAUGGGACCUUGGAGGACAGUCUAGCAUACGGCCAUAUUGGCGAUGUUACUUCCCGAACACAUCUGCCAUCAUAUACGUUAUUGAUUCUUCAGAUCAUGCACGGUUGACGACGUCACGGAGUGAACUAUUGACCAUGCUUUCGGAAGACGAACUCAACGGCGUGCCACUCCUUGUAUUCUGCAAUAAGCAAGAUGUCGAAGGAGCACUAAAACCCGAAGAUAUCAGUGAACAACUUGGUCUCGCAGGUCGCGAGACGUCAAGACCAUGGAGUGUGCGUGGGAGCUGUGCAACAGAGGGGCAAGGUCUAGAGGAAGGAUUAGACUGGUUGGUGAAUGCAAUACAGAAAAAGUAGAAUAUGUGGCCGUCCUCGGGCACAUAUAUCUUCCUCGUCUCUUGCAUAUUUCUUUGGACAGUGGUAUACCCAUUGGUACAGCAAGCAUAAUUUAUAUUGCCCCAUAAUUCGCGCUAUAGAUCUGGAUGCUGUUUUACGAGGGACGACCCUACUCCAGCGGACGUUUCAAGGUUAAGGGUUCUAUGUUACUACUAAAUUGUUUAGAUGCUAGAGUUCGGGGGUAGGCAGCGGGACUUCUUACACCCUCCCUGGUCCUCCGUGCGAUUAUAUCUUUAACAGGACGUCAACAACUUUGGCGGUCAAUCGGACUGCUUUUUCCCAAUGCAUACGUGAGAUUUUGUAUGACUGUUCGAUUAUUUUUCUUAACACUUUUCAAGAUGCGUAGGAUAGCACGACGGGU
This is a messenger RNA of Suillus subaureus, 1023 nucleotides long. Its product is annotated as ADP-ribosylation factor family-domain-containing protein. Bases 60 to 623 code for a protein of 187 amino acids. Gene Ontology annotation, biological process: intracellular protein transport; vesicle-mediated transport. Gene Ontology annotation, cellular component: cytoplasm; Golgi apparatus. The transcript has 8 exons. Gene Ontology annotation, molecular function: GTP binding; GTPase activity. The record is from RefSeq and is a predicted model, not a curated record. NCBI's taxonomy places the organism in Eukaryota, Fungi, Basidiomycota, Agaricomycetes, Boletales, Suillaceae.